UUCAUAGCUGGGUAGCCAUGGUGAAGUCAAUUUCCCCCUCCCUCUGCCACUGCUGAAUGCAUUAGUCUAAUGAGAUGUCUGCAGCCUGUGUGCCGAGCAGCAGCAGCAGCAGAGGCAGAGGAGGCAGCAGCCGUGUGUUAACCAAGAGGGGACGAGGAAAAAACCACAUCCAGAAAGACAAAGAUGGCUUUCACUGCAUUGUGGGGGAUUUAGGUUUAUAGUCACCUUCUAGGCUCCUAGGAUUUAAGACUAAAGGGCUUGGCUCUUGGACUUUCACAAUAGAAGAUAGCAGCUCCAAAUGAGUGUACCUGCAGCAACGGCACAGAAAUCAGACGGCAACAACAGUGAAAUGCAAUCAGCUGCAGUGGCUCCCUCCUUCCUCCCCAGCCAGUCGGGGAAGAUACCGGGCAGGAAGAGAGGGAGACCCCCACUCCGCAAUGUCGCUAAGAUGGAUUUUCCCAACCGCUACCCAGAAUCGCUGCCACCGCUCAAAGUGCCAAAGAAGAGGGGGAGAAAGCCGGGCUUCAAGCUCAAACCCAGGAUGGUGAUGACGCCAUUGGCUAUUUCUCCACCCAGCAGCACCCCAGAGCCAGAUAUGAGCUCCAUCCCUCAAGAUGCCGCCACCAUCCCUCACUCUGCCACACCCCAGGUGCUCACAGUGUGUAUCUACAUCAACAAGCAGGCCAACACGGGCCCCAACCUGGACAGGAAGAAGAUCCAGCAGCUCCCCGAUCACUUUGGACCCGACAGGCCCUCGGUGGUGCUGCAGCAGGCCGUCCAGGGCUGCAUCGACAGCGCCUUCCAGCAGAAAACAGUGUUCACUCUCCUCACACAAGGCUACGGGGGAGAAAAAAUAUCAGCCACGUUUGACGGGAAGCAGCACCUUCUGAGCCUCCCUGUGGUGAACAGUAUUGACUAUGUGCUUCGUUUUCUGAAGAAACUCUGUCGCAGCUUGCACUGUGAGAACCUCUUCAGUGAUCAGCCCAUCACCCAGCACAGCGGCCGCUCCUACCAGUCAGAUGCUGAGACAUCCAUGGCCGACGACUACCACUUAGACCAGUCAGACGGCAAACGCUACUCCAUGGAACCUGGCGAUUCUGCUUUCAGCUCCAUAAGCUCGUCCUACUCGCCAAAGUCCUCCUACGGGUUCCGUUCAUCACAGCAGUUCUCCAACGGCUCAGCUUCCAUGAGCAUGUGCAGGCAGUCGUCAACAAGCCCAAGCACGUUCCCAGAGAGCAACAGGACAGGAGGAUAUAAUGCAUCUCCAGAGUCCCAGGAGUCCAAAGCUCCACCCAAUAAGGACCCAACCACCUGGUCUGUGGAAGAUGUCGUCUGGUUCAUCAGGGACGCAGACCCACAGGCUCUUGGGCCUCAUGCGGACGUCUUUAGAAAACAUGAGAUUGAUGGAAACGCUUUGCUACUCCUGAAGAGUGACAUGAUCAUGAAGUACCUCGGACUGAAGCUGGGGCCGGCCUUGAAGCUUUGCUACCACAUCGACAAACUAAAGCAGACAAAGUUCUGAAAUCCUUCCACAAUAUAUCUCCUUCCCUCUUGAAUCCAAGUUGUUUGAGUUUGAGCAUAGGGUCACGUCUGGGGUCUCAUGUCCCCAGGCGGAAGGUACGUCACUUUCUUCCGGGUCCCCAGAAGUAGGUGUCACUUCCUUUUCUACCAAAAACAUAAGAAAAAUAAAUUGGCUUCUACUUUUUAUUUAUCUCCUUUUUCGUAAGGAAGAAACAGUACUGUCAUUUUUGAAUUGAUAAUGUGAUAGUGAAGAAAGCCACUCAAAGAAUGAAAUGUCCAAAGGAAAAGAUAGACUCCAACUUAAUGCUGAUAUUAAUGGUGAUAUUAUAGGGCUAAUGUAAAUCUUCUCCAAAAUCACCUGCAGUUUAUGCGAUGUCAACAAUGCUGUAUUUUUUAAUAUUCUCGUUUUUCACAGCUAACACACUAUACGCACUUUAACUUUAACACUACUUAAAGCUGCAAUUACAGAUUUUUUGGCCACUUGGGGGCAGUGGUAACAUGGAGGACUCGUUAUCAAACAGUUAACAGCAGUUAUGGAAUUACAUUAUUUGGUCUGAUUUGGUGCUUCUGAUCACCUGAAGAAUGUAUUUUAUUUAUUUAUUUUUUUUAAACAAACAGAAAAAGCUACGCUAAGACGAGCUGCAGAUUCAGGUGACAAUUCUGUGUAGUUUCCUCAAUUUGAGCAUCGUACUGUCACAUUUUUACAUGACCUUUUUAUACUUUGUUAUGAUAAAAAAAAUAUUAUCCAUUCUUAACCAUUUAAGAAUGUUGAGCAAACUCGUUGAAUGUUUUAAAUCUGGUUAAAUAAAGGGAAAUGAAAAGGAGAAAGUGACGUCCUUUAGUUCUAGGGACCCUAAAGGAAGUGGGGAUCCUACUCUGAGCUGAGGGCGGCAGUGAGACCCUUUUAGUACAGAUUUUGUUUUUAAGAUUCCCAUUUAAAAUUACUUACAAUACUUUUGUCACGGAUUUUGAAUUAAAAACCUUCAGAUUAUGGAAAACAUCCACCAUAAACAUGUUAUGUAUAUUCCUUAUCUGACUAGAAAUGUAUAAGAGAAAACAUUUUUUACCUUAAGACGACUUUCCAUUGUCAGAUCUCACCACAGGAUCUUGUUUACUCGUGUUUAUCAAGAUGAAAACAUAUCUAUGACUAUACUGAAAAUGGUGCAUUACAUACUAUGUUGCUUUUUGAUUGAGAGAUUUAGAAAAUCAUUUUGAUACUAUUUUUUCACAUUUCUGUGUCACAAAAAAAUACUUUCCCUGUGGAUGGGUCCUUCUUUUAAUUAUGAUUUCAACAUGUGAAAGACUGUAUAACCUAAGCAAAGUAUAGAAAGACAGUAGCUCUCUUGUUCGUAUACACAAAGUAAAAUGAGAGCAUGUGAACGUGAUAUAUUUAUGUUUCAAUAUGCAAGAUUGUUACAUGCCAAUUAUCUCUCCUCAUGUAUACUCAUUAGAACAUUUUUUUUAAUUUCAUAUGUUUAUAAGUUUUUAUCAAGCAUCAGUGUUGAUACCGAGGUCGUCAAAACACGUAAAUGUGACACUAAGAAAACCUAAAUGGCGAUGUAAAUGGGUAUAUAAUAUAGUAUUGCUUUUGUAUACCACUUUUGGUGUACAGUAUGCAUCCUUUUUAAUCAAUUAACCUUUGUAAGUGAAUGCUGCUGUAAAGAAAUUACAUGUAAGCCAUGCCUAGUGAGAACAUGCUGAGGUGUUUUAUUUUGAAAAUCACUACGAGUCAGAGUUUUAAAGAAUGCUGAGUGGAUCAGAACUCUACGCUGGUGCUAAAAGUUAUCUACGUAUUUAAGUGUUUGCUUUUGUGUCUGUGAGAUGUAAAGGAUAUCCUAUGUGUAUAAUGUUACUGUAUGUGAGUAUUAAAUUAAGAAAUCAAGUAAUCAGA
Molecule: messenger RNA, 3412 nt
Organism: Hippoglossus stenolepis (Pacific halibut)
Lineage: Eukaryota; Metazoa; Chordata; Actinopteri; Pleuronectiformes; Pleuronectidae
Product: sex comb on midleg-like protein 4
Exons: 8
Coding region: 299-1522 (407 amino acids)
Molecular function (GO): protein binding
Source: RefSeq, a predicted model, not a curated record